CCAACGUGUCAGGUUUCUCUCUCUCUCCCUCUCUAGAAGUGUGAGUGUGUGUUUUUUUUUGUUUUUUUUUUUGGGAAACAAAAGCGGAGAAACAAAAAACAAAAAGUGACAAGAAAAUGUCGGAAGCGAAAGACCCGGCGAUCAAGCUCUUCGGGAAGACGAUCCCAGUGCCGGAGAUCCCGGCCACCGGGUUGGCGGACUCUACCGGAACUCCAGCGGCGUCUUCGGGUCCGGUGGUUGACGAUAGUACCGAUCAGGACCAUGAUUGUUCGACCAACUCUUCGCCCGAGGUCAAUACGGACAGAGAUGUAGAGGAGCGAGAGGCUGAGAAGGACACAUUGGAAGAAAAACAAACUGAGAAUAAACAGAAAGAUGGAGGCCCACCUGUGCCUUCAGAAGAUUUCAUGAAUCCAGAUGCAACCUCAGGAAUAAGUGAGAACCCUAAAACACCCACUGCUGAGAAGGAUAGUGCCAGAUCAAAACCUUCAAACCCUGAUGAAGAACAGAGUGAGUCUAGUAAUUCACAUGAAAAACCUCUGAAGAAACCGGACAAGAUACUUCCAUGCCCCCGCUGUAAUAGCAUGGACACCAAGUUCUGUUACUACAACAAUUACAAUGUCAACCAACCUCGUCAUUUCUGCAAGAACUGCCAGAGAUACUGGACAGCAGGCGGGACAAUGAGGAAUGUGCCUGUGGGUGCUGGUCGUCGCAAGAACAAGAAUUCUGCUUCUCACUACCGUCACAUAACUGUCUCUGAGGCUCUCCACAAUGCUCGUACUGAUCUUCCAAAUGGAGUCCACCAUCCGUCAUUGAAAGCUAAUGGCACUGUUCUCACAUUUGGCUCGGACGCACCCCUUUGUGAAUCAAUGGCUUCUGUGUUGAACCUUGCUGAUAAAACAGUGCGGAGCUGCACUCGAAAUGGAUUUCAUAAUCCUGAAGAAGUAAGGAUUCCGGUUUCUUGUGGAGGUGAAGAACAUGGGGAUGAUCGAUCAAAUGGAACUUCAGUCGUAACUUCAAAUUCAAAGGAUGAUUCAGGCAUAACUGCAUCGCAAGAGCAAGUGAUGAGGAAUUGUCAAGGCUUCCCGCCUCAACUUCCAUGUUUUCCUGCGGCUCCUUGGCCUUAUCCAUGGAAUUCAGCUCAAUGGAGCCCCCCCAUUUCACCACCUGCUUUCUGCCCUCCAGGCUUUCCUAUGCCGUUCUACCCUGCCCCAGCUUAUUGGGGUUGUACUUUACCAGGCGCAUGGAGCAUCCCAUGGCUUCCUCAGCCAUCAUCUCCUAACAAUAUGGCCCCAAGCUCUGGUCCCAACUCUCCAACCUUGGGGAAACACUCAAGAGAUGAGAACAUUCUCAAAUCAAGCAACUUUGGGGUUGAAGAACCACCAAAGGAAAACAAUGCUGAGAAAUGCCUUUGGAUUCCAAAGACAUUGAGGAUUGAUGACCCAGGAGAGGCUGCAAGAAGCUCUAUAUGGGAAACACUGGGGAUUAAGAAUGACAAGGCUGACACGAUUAGUGGGGGAGGGCUAUUUAAGGCAUUCCAAUCAAAGACUGUUGAGAAGAAUAACAUAUCUGAAACCUCACCAGUCUUGCAAGCCAAUCCAGCAGCAUUGUCGAGGUCACUCAACUUCCACGAGAGUUCAUGAAUUGGAAACUUCUAAUUUUGUAAUCAGUUCAAUGGUGGUGCAAACAGAUUCGGAAUAUGGCGAUGUUCAACUGGUCCAUUCAAAUUGCCAUCAACCGUGUAUGCCAUGGGAUCAAUUCGAGUUUGCCAGCCUCAUUUCUCAGAAUUGGAGACCAGUCCAACCGAGAAGAGCAGAGGAGGAUUAUCCCGCCAUCUCCUCAUUAGGAGAAGAUAGCCACGUUUAGUUUAGCCAUAGGAGCUGAUUUCAUGAGUUAGUAUGUAGGUGCCUUCUGUUUUGUAAGAUGGUUUGCUGAGUUCAUGUACAUACUUCUAUAUGAAAUAGUGAGUGCUAGAUCAGUGUGUACCAAAAUCCCAGAUGUACUUAAAUAAAUUUGGGAAUUGAGUUAAAAUCCAACUUCUUCUUC
Corylus avellana is the source of this 2043-nucleotide messenger RNA. Its product is annotated as cyclic dof factor 2. Gene Ontology annotation, biological process: regulation of DNA-templated transcription. Lineage: Eukaryota; Viridiplantae; Streptophyta; Magnoliopsida; Fagales; Betulaceae. The record is from RefSeq and is a predicted model, not a curated record. Gene Ontology annotation, molecular function: DNA binding; DNA-binding transcription factor activity.